AGAUAAUGUACAAGUGGAUAGAGCCCAAAAUCUGCCGGGAAGACCUCAUAGAUGCUAUUAGGUUGCCCCCUUCUGGAGAGAAGAGGGAUUGUCCACCUUGCAAUCCUGGAUUUUUUAACAAUGGAUCAUCUUCCUGCCAUCCCUGUCCUCCUGGAAUGUUUUCAGAUGGAACAAAGGAAUGUAGACUGUGUCCAGCAGGAACGGAGCCUGCACUCGGAUUUGAAUAUAAAUGGUGGAAUGUCCUUCCUGGCAACAUGAAAACUUCCUGCUUCAAUGUUGGAAAUUCAAAGUGCGAUGGGAUGAAUGGUUGGGAGGUGGCUGGAGAUCAUAUCCAGAGUGGGGCUGGAGGCUCAGAUAAUGAUUACCUGAUCUUAAACUUGCAUAUCCCAGGAUUUAAACCACCAACAUCUGUUACUGGAGCUACAGGUUCUGAACUAGGAAGACUGACCUUUGUCUUUGAGACCCUUUGUUCAGCUGACUGUGUUUUGUACUUCAUGGUGGAUAUUAAUAGAAAAAGUACCAAUGUGGUAGAAUCAUGGGGUGGAACCAAAGAAAAACAAGCUUAUACCCACAUCAUCUUCAAGAAUGCAACAUUUACAUUUACAUGGGCAUUCCAGAGAACUAAUCAGGGUCAAGAUAAUAGACGGUUCAUCAAUGAUAUGGUGAAGAUAUAUUCUAUCACAGCCACUAAUGCAGUUGAUGGGGUGGCAUCCUCAUGCCGUGCCUGUGCCCUCGGUUCUGAACAGUCAGGCUCAUCGUGUGUCCCCUGCCCCCCAGGCCACUACAUUGAGAAAGAAACCAACCAGUGCAAGGAGUGUCCACCUGACACCUACCUGUCCAUACAUCAAGUCUAUGGCAAGGAGGCUUGUAUUCCCUGUGGGCCUGGGAGUAAAAGCACUCAGGACCACUCAGUUUGCUACAGUGACUGCUUUUUCUACCAUGAGAAAGAAAACCAGAGUUUGCACUAUGACUUUAGCAACCUCAGUAGUGUUGGCUCAUUAAUGAAUGGUCCCAGCUUCACCUCCAAAGGAACAAAGUACUAUCAUUUCUUCAAUAUCAGUUUAUGUGGGCAUGAGGGGAAGAAGAUGGCUCUCUGUACCAACAACAUAACAGACUUUACAGUAAAGGAAAUGGUAGGAAAGUCAGACGAUGACACAAGUCUGGUCGGGGCAUUUGUAUGCCAGUCAACUAUUAUUCCUUCUGAAAGUAAGGGUUUCCGAGCAGCCUUAUCAUCACAGUCGAUCAUUCUGGCAGAUACAUUUUUAGGUGUGACAGUUGAAACAACAUUGCAUAAUAUUAAUAUAAAAGAAGAUAUGUUCCCAGUUACACAAAGCCAACUACCAGAUGUGCAUUUCUUUUAUAAGUCCUCUACAACUACAACAUCGUGUGUUAAUGGCCGGUCAACUGCUGUGAAAAUGAGGUGUAAUCCUAACAGACCUGCACCAGGAGUGAUUUCAGUCCCCAGCAAGUGCCCAGCAGGCACCUGUGAUGGAUGUACAUUCUAUUUCCUGUGGGAGAGUGCCGAAGCUUGCCCUCUCUGCACGGAGCAUGACUUCCAUGAGAUUGAGGGAGCCUGUAAGAGAGGAUUUCAGGAAACCUUAUAUGUGUGGAAUGAACCUAAAUGGUGUAUUAAAGGAAUUUCUCUGCCUGAGAAAAAGUUGUCAACCUGUGAAACAGUUGACUUUUGGCUAAAAGUGGGAGCAGGUGUGGGAGCUUUUACAGCUGUUUUGUUGGUGGCUCUAACUUGCUAUUUCUGGAAGAAGAAUCAGAAACUGGAGUACAAAUACUCCAAAUUAGUAAUGACGGCUAACUCAAAAGAAUGUGAACUCCCAGCUGCAGAUAGUUGUGCUAUCAUGGAAGGAGAAGAUAAUGAAGAGGAAGUUGUAUAUUCCAAUAAACAGUCACUACUGAGAAAACUCAAAUCUUUGGCAACAAAGGAAAAAGAAGACCAUUUUGAAUCUGUUCAACUGAAAUCCUCAAGAUCUCCAAAUAUAUGAAGAGACAAUGCUGUAGCCUUCAGACUAAUGAACAAAGAAACCACUUUCUGGUUUUACAGGACCACAUUUUAGAACCUGGCACCUAUCACACUG
Messenger RNA from Orycteropus afer afer, 2090 nucleotides. It is a transcript of the gene ELAPOR2, whose product is annotated as endosome-lysosome associated apoptosis and autophagy regulator family member 2. Gene Ontology annotation, biological process: positive regulation of BMP signaling pathway. NCBI's taxonomy places the organism in Eukaryota, Metazoa, Chordata, Mammalia, Tubulidentata, Orycteropodidae. The record is from RefSeq and is a predicted model, not a curated record.